AUGGCUCCACGAUAUCUCCAAGUCUCACAAAGAGACUCGCGCCGGGACAGCACCUCGAUCAUCUCUCCCACGGGCUCGCCGCCCAAGACGGCUCUACAUGGCUCGCCGUCUACGGCAUCCGACGGCAUAUCACCCCGAGCCUCUCCUCAAACACAGUUCGCCAACUGGAACAACAACAUGGGUCCCCGUACCCCUCCCCAGCCUUCGUCGCAACCACAACACCUGGCCACAACAACCCUCAAAGUGGAAGGCAUGACAUGCGGCGCCUGCACUUCAGCUGUAGAAUCCGGCUUCACCCACGUGGGUGGUGUUGGCAGCGUGUCUGUCAGCCUGGUCAUGGAGCGUGCCAUUGUCAUGCACGAUGCUUCCAUAAUCUCGGCCGACCAAGUAUGCGAAAUCAUCGAAGACCGAGGCUUCGAUGCUACCCUUCUCAGCACCGACUUGCCCGCACCAACACUAGACGACAUUGUCGAGGAAGAGUCAGAUCAAGACACCAUGGGCCUCGGCAUUACAUCUUCCUCGUCCGGCCUGAUGACUACAACCGUAAGCGUAGGUGGUAUGACAUGCGGCGCAUGUACCUCUGCGGUAGAGGGCGCUUUCAAAAGCCUUGCUGGAAUCAAGAGCUUCAAUAUCUCCUUGCUGUCCGAGAGAGCCGUCAUUGAGCACGAUUCCAAAUUGAUCAGCGCCGACACCAUCGCUGAGACCAUCGAAGACACUGGGUUUGAUGCUUCCAUCGUCGAUUCAAAGCCAUCAGAGCCCGUACGGACCAAGAUGCUACCUUCAGCCAGAAGGCAGAGUAGGAAGAACGACGUGCUAUUCACGACUAUCGUUGCAAUCGAAGGCAUGACAUGUGGCGCAUGUACUUCCGCAGUGACAAGCGGUUUUAACGACGUUCCUGGCCUCUUGAAGUUUGACAUUAGUCUGCUUGCCGAGAGGGCUGUCAUAUUGCACGAUCCUACGAAACUUUCUCCAGAGAAAAUCGUCGAGACCAUCGAAGACUGUGGCUUUGAUGCCAAGGUUCUGACUUCACGGGAAGAAGGAGCUUCUCGUUCAAGGAGAGCAAGUAGCACUGUAGAAUUGAAGCUGUUUGGCCUCCAGACUGCCGAAGCAGCUUCCGCUCUCGAAGCCACACUCAAGAAACGAAAGGGAAGCACAGCUGUCAAGAUUGAUUUCAAAACUGGCAGGGCGUCGGUCGCAUAUGAUCCAACACAGACUGGACUUCGUGCGAUUGUCGAGUCGAUCGAGCAUGAAGGUCUCAAUGCCUUGACUGCCGAGAACGACGACAACAAUGCCCAGCUGGAGUCGCUUGCAAAAACAAAAGAGAUUCAAGAGUGGUCACGGUCAUUCAAGAUAUCCCUUCUUUUCGCUAUUCCAGUCUUCCUUACCACUAUGAUUUUCCCCAUGUUCAUCAAGCCCCUGGAUUAUGGAAGCAUCAAACUUCCCUUGAUACCUGGGUUGUGGCUUGGAGACGUUGUCUGUCUGAUCCUUACCAUACCGGUCCAAUUUGGUAUAGGUAAGCGAUUCUACAGAUCUGCCUACAAGUCUCUCAAGCACGGCUCGCCGACCAUGGAUGUUCUUGUCGUGUUAGGAACGUCGGCAGCGUUCUUCUUCAGCUGCGCCGCCAUGCUAGUUUCAAUCUUUACGUCGCCCCAUUCAAGACCUGCCACAACAUUUGAUACGAGUACAAUGCUUAUCACCUUCAUUAUGCUUGGCCGAUUCCUCGAGAAUAGAGCCAAAGGACAGACUUCGGCGGCCUUGUCUCGCUUGAUGAGUCUGGCACCAUCAACUGCUCUCAUUUACACGGACCCGAUUGCAGCACAAAAGGCCGCUGAUGAGUGGGAUGGUGACAAUGAGAAGUCUGAAAAGAACUCGCCAAGUGGUGCGCUCGAGGAGAAGACCGUACCUACAGAACUGCUCGAAGUCGGUGAUGUGGUCAUUCUCAAGCCCGGCGACAAAGUCCCAGCCGAUGGUACCGUCAUUCGUGGCGAUAGCUAUGUCGACGAGAGUAUGGUCACUGGGGAGGCAAUGCCCAUUCUCAAGACGAAAGGAAAGAAUCUCAUGGCAGGUACUGUCAAUGGUGCAGGCAGACUCGACUUCCAGGUCACGAGAGCUGGUCGCGAUACACAACUCAGCCAGAUCGUCAGACUUGUUCAAGAAGCCCAGACCAGCCGUGCUCCCAUCCAACGUAUGGCCGAUGUGGUCGCCGGCUACUUUGUCCCUAUAAUCAUUACUCUUGGACUGGCUACCUUCACGGCCUGGAUGAUCUUGAGCCAUGUCCUGCAAACACCACCCACUAUCUUCACUAAGGAUACCAGUGGUGGGCCCCUGAUGGUCUGCGUCAAGCUCUGUAUUGCGGUCAUUGUGUUUGCUUGUCCGUGUGCGCUUGGUCUUGCAACCCCUACAGCUGUUAUGGUUGGUACUGGAGUUGGAGCUGAGCAAGGCAUCCUCAUCAAGGGUGGAGCAACUUUGGAAACGGCCACCAAGGUGACCCACAUCGUUCUUGAUAAGACCGGCACCCUGACCAUGGGUAAGAUGAGCGUGUCCCGAUCAGACGUGCAAGGCGGCUGGACCGUCGACGCUGCCAAACUCCGUCUCUGGUGGACGAUCAUCGGACUCGCCGAGAUGGGCAGCGAGCAUCCUAUUGCACGUGCAAUUACGAGCGCAGCUAAAUCACAUCUCGGACUUGGAUCAGACGGCACACUCGAUGGCAGUGUAGGCGACUUUGUCUCUACUGUUGGCAAGGGCAUCUCAGCGUCUGUGGAAGCAGCCAUCUCGCCUGAACGCAAGCGCUACAAUGUCAUGAUCGGUAACACCUCAUACUUGCGGUCCCAGGGCGUGGCGGUUUCUGAUGACGCGGACGACACCAAUGACUACGAAGCCAGUAAUGAUGCGAAUUCGAAGCAGCAAUCUGCUGGUGUCACAACCAUUCACACUUCGAUUGAUGGAAUAUACACAGGCCCUCUGUCUCUCUCCGACACUCUCAAGCCUUCAGCCCCCGCCGCGAUCUCUGCUCUCCAGCGUAUGGGUAUCACUUGCUCGAUCGUCACUGGCGACCAGGCGAGCACAGCAUAUUACGUAGCCAAUCUCCUCAACGUCCCCAAGCACAACGUCCACGCUGGCGUGCUUCCUAGUGGCAAGCGCGAGAUUGUGGAAGAGCUUCAGGCCCGAGGCAUCAUUGUAGCCAUGGUGGGCGACGGUAUCAACGACUCCCCUGCUCUUGCAACUGCAGAUGUCGGUAUAUCGCUCGCUUCGGGUACAGACGUCGCCAUUGAAGCUGCAGAUGUUGUUCUCAUGCGACCGGAUCAUCUUCUCGACAUACCCACUUCUCUGGCAUUGUCCCGCGCCAUCUUCCGUCGUAUCAAGCUGAACCUGAUCUGGGCUUGCGUGUACAAUUUUGUUGGCUUGCCCAUUGCGAUGGGUUUCUUCCUGCCCUGGGGGCUCUCUUUACCGCCCAUGGCCGCUGGUGCAGCAAUGGCAUGUUCUAGCGUUACGGUUGUAGUGUCGAGUCUUUUGCUCAAGCGCUGGAAGCCCCCGAGGGACAUUAGAAAUGCUGCCGCCAAAGAAGUCGGUGAAGCAGACUUGUUCGCAGAUGUCGGCACUUCGGUUCAGAGCCGAGGUGUGAGUGACUGGAUGCAAGGGCUUGUUGGUGUAGUCAGAGGAAAACGAGGAGAUCGUAACGCCGAUAGAGGUGCCUAUGUGCCUCUACAGAGAUUUGAGGAGGUGUAG
Aureobasidium uvarum is the source of this 3726-nucleotide messenger RNA. NCBI's taxonomy places the organism in Eukaryota, Fungi, Ascomycota, Dothideomycetes, Dothideales, Saccotheciaceae. The record is from the annotation of a GenBank genome assembly.